Sitophilus oryzae (rice weevil) is the source of this 1488-nucleotide messenger RNA. Its product is annotated as pro-resilin-like. Bases 44 to 1330 code for a protein of 428 amino acids. NCBI's taxonomy places the organism in Eukaryota, Metazoa, Arthropoda, Insecta, Coleoptera, Curculionidae. The transcript is spliced from 10 exons. Gene Ontology annotation, cellular component: extracellular matrix. The record is from RefSeq and is a predicted model, not a curated record.
GCUUUAUUCAAUCUGGUAUAGUGCAAAAAUAUAAGUGCAAAAGAUGGAAAAAAUUAUACCCUGUCUUUUGUUGGUUUGGACCGCUGUCGUAAGAACAGAACCACCAGUUAAUUCAUAUUUACCGCCAAAUGGCGGCCCAAGCUCGAGAUAUGGACCACCAGGCUACCAACCAGGUAUUCCAUUGGGGAACGGAAAUGGAAACGGCAACGGAAACGGAAAUGGUAAUGGAUAUAAUGGAGGACCUCCGGCUCCUGUUUAUGGAGCUCCAGCAAAUGGAAACGGAAAUGGUAAUGGCAACGGUAAUGGUUAUGACGUAAACAGUGAUCAGCAGCCUGGUACCAGUUACCUUCCUCCAAAUGGAAACGGAAAUGGAAAUGGUAAUGGAGCGCCACCAGCUGUGUAUGGUCCACCUUCUACAUCAUAUGGCGUACCAAAUGGUAACGGAAAUGGAAAUGGUAAAAAUGGCAACGGUAAUGGCAACGGAUACUCGAACGGAAAUGGAAGACAAUAUUUGCCUCCCAAUGGCAAUGGUAACGGUAACGGCAAUGGCAAUGGUAAUGGCCGUCCUAAACCAACAUAUGGAGUUCCCCGCAAUGGUAAUGGCAAUGGAAAUGGAAACGGAAACGGAAACGGUAAUGGCAAACCAAAACCAGUAUAUGGUGUCCCUACAAAUGGAAACGGCAACGGCAACGGAAACGGAUACUCUAACGGCAACGGCAAUGGCAACGGAUAUAGCAGACCAAGUUCAACAUAUGGUGUUCCAAACGGUAACGGAAAUGGAAAUGGCAAUGGCAAUGGAAAUGGAAAACCUAAACCAACAUAUGGAGUACCCAACGGAAACGGUAAUGGAAACGGUUAUGCCAAUGGAAACGGCAACGGAAAUGGAUACGCUGCAAAUGGAGGUUAUGCUAAUGGAGCGCCAGAAGAAAGUACUGAACCUGCGAAGUACCAAUUCGAGUAUCAAGUAAGCGAUCCAGAAUCAGGAAACGAAUUUGGGCACAAGGAGGAAAGAGACGGAGAUUUCACUACCGGCGAGUACAACGUCCUUCUUCCUGAUGGUAGAAAGCAAAUUGUAACGUACGAAGCCGACUUGGAUGGGUACAAACCGGUAGUCACUUAUGAAGGUGGAAAUGGAAAUGGAAACGGUAAUGGAAACGGAUACUCCUAUCCCAACGGCAAUGGAAACGGUAACGGAAACGGAUACUCUUAUCCAAAUGGCAAUGGAAACGGAAAUGGAAACGGAUACAGCAACGGAAACGGCAAUGGGGGCAAUGGAAACGGCAAUGGCAACGGAUAUCCCGGGAGUAACGGAAACGGAUACUCGUACUGAUUGCAGUUUAUUUUCCAAUCUAGUAAUAAAUAUUGCAAAGGAUGCGGGUAUUUGUCUAAUGAAGUGAUGAGGACUGACAAAUAUAUUAGUACCUUUUCCUAAAAAUGCCAAGGAUUUCAACUUAACUCUCACCUAUAUCUAUAACUCUUACCUAGUCU